AAGGUCUAGUCCCGAAUUGUUUUGUUAAAAAUUGUGGGCAAAAAUGGAGGAUAUAAUAAUUGAGAAUAUCCACUCCGUAUGUCGUACAUGUCUCCAGGAAUUCGGGGAGAAGUCAUCACCAUUGGGUGAAAAGUAUAGCCUACAUGAUAGUGAGGACCUUGAAAAACUGUUAAUGGCCUGCACCGCAAUGGCUUAUGAGGAUGAGGUUGAAUUGCCUGAAUUUAUAUGCUAUUCUUGUUAUGAAAAAUUGCAAAGUUUUUACGAUUUUUGCUGUAAAAGUGCCGAGUCGCUUUUCAUCUUGACCCAUAUUCUGAAAGAAUCCAACCGGGAUCCACUUGUCCAAGCAAGUUAUCGCGGAAGGGAAAUUAAACCGGAAAAUAGAGAUACAUGUGUUGAAAUGAGCGAGUUAUGUGAAGUAAUAAGCCCAACCAGAAGACGAAGAAAACUUCAAAGCUGCUUAGAAAACACGGUACAUAAUUUCCGCUAUUCGCAGGUCUUACAAAUUCCAGAAGAGCCUACGGAAUCCCCAAAGGUUAUCAAAAAAGAUAUAACUGAAAAUUUUGAUGAAGUUGAGAUCGACAUAAGCGAUAUAAAACUAAAUGCAAAGGAAUUUUUAUCGAUUGCAUCGUACUCCAGAAAUUAUGAUGAUUCAUUAGAAUAUUUAGAGAUUUGCCGAGAAAGCCCAGAUCUGCAAUCCGAUGAAGGUAGACUAACGGACAUAGUUAUUUCUGAACAAUCGCAGGAUAAAGAAUAUAACACAAACUGCGAAAAAUUUAGUGAUGACCAUUCUGAUACAUCUGCAAAAUUGUCGACAAAUGAAAGGAGUAAGAGCGGCAAGAAUAUAAAAAGGAAAGCUUCCCAUAAAAAGAAAAAGCCAACAAAAAGUAAGAAGUUCUCUGAGGCCAAAUCCGUUAAACAAAGCCAAAUUGGCAUUGGUGGAGGCGCCGCCAAAUUUCAGUGUGAACAAUGUCCUCGACGUUGUGUUACUUCGGAAAAUUUAGAGGCUCACUUGCGCACCCACCAAGGCCUCAAACCAUUUCUGUGCAAGGAUUGUGGCCGUAGCUUCAAUAACGGAAACCAUUUCCGCCGUCAUGUGCGCGAUGUCCACGGACCACGACCUGUUGAGCUGACAUUCAUCUGCCCUGUCGAAGGGUGCGGUAAAUUUUUUAAUCGAGAAGCCUCUUGCAAAAUGCACUAUCGGCUCAAGCACAACCCGGCUAUUGCGAAUCGUAAACCAAAAUCAUUGGUUUGUGAGGACUGCGGAAAGACAUUUCCAACCAAUUCAAAAUUAAUAGAACAUCGCUAUAAGCAUUUACCCAUGGAGCAGUAUCCACACAAAUGUGACGAAUGUGGCAAACGAUAUAAAAACAGAAGAACUUUUAGAGAUCAUCAAUUGCGGCAUGCUGGCAUAAAAAACUUCAUAUGCCCUCAUUGUGGCGUGAGGAAAACCACAAAAAAUGAAUUACAUACACAUAUUAAUUAUCAUACGAAAGAGAGGCAAUGGCCCUGUUCGAAGUGUGCUAGUGUAUUUAACAAUUCAGGGAAUUUGCGUUUGCAUGACCGCAUUGUCCACCUAAGGUUACGGCCUUACAUGUGUAGCUAUUGUGAUAAAAGUUUCGGAAAACAAGCCACUUGGAAACAUCAUGAAAUGCGGCAUACCGGCGAAAAACCUUACGGUUGUGAUAUGUGUGGAAAACGUUUCAUUCAGUCAGUGGCAUUGCGCGCUCAUAUGAGAAGCCAUAACGGAGAAAAUUCCACAAAGUCCAUUAAACAGCCAAUCAAAGAAACCCCAGUAGCGUUUCUGGAAGGCAUUGUGGAUUCCGAAAUAUAAAGUUUGAUGCAAAAA
This is a messenger RNA of Rhagoletis pomonella (apple maggot), 1846 nucleotides long. Its product is annotated as zinc finger protein 2 homolog. Gene Ontology annotation, molecular function: zinc ion binding. NCBI's taxonomy places the organism in Eukaryota, Metazoa, Arthropoda, Insecta, Diptera, Tephritidae. The record is from RefSeq and is a predicted model, not a curated record. Bases 44 to 1831 code for a protein of 595 amino acids. Gene Ontology annotation, cellular component: nucleus. The transcript is spliced from 2 exons.